Messenger RNA from Nicotiana tabacum (common tobacco), 1083 nucleotides. RefSeq lists its product as uncharacterized. NCBI's taxonomy places the organism in Eukaryota, Viridiplantae, Streptophyta, Magnoliopsida, Solanales, Solanaceae. Gene Ontology annotation, molecular function: RNA binding. The record is from RefSeq and is a predicted model, not a curated record. Gene Ontology annotation, biological process: mRNA cis splicing, via spliceosome. Gene Ontology annotation, cellular component: catalytic step 2 spliceosome.
AAUGUUUUAAUCCGUUGAAAGCGGAAUCCAUAGUUUCUUCUCUAUCAAUUUCGGGUCGAAGCUCCGAGUCCUUCUGAUUUCUAGGAUCACUUCUCGUCGGACGUUAGAUUUUAUCUAGGAGAUCUAGAAGGUAUGACGACUGCAGCUAGACCUACUUGGGCACCAGCUAAAGGUGGCAAUGAACAAGGUGGAACUCGUAUUUUUGGUCCAUCUCAAAAGUACUCUUCCAGAGACAUUGCAGCUCACACUACCUUAAAGCCCAGAAAGGAGGGACAAGACACCCAGGAUGAGUUGCAGAGGAGGAACCUCCGGGAAGAGUUGGAGGACCGCGAGCGGAGGCAUUUCUCUAAAGAUAAGGGUUAUACUGAUGACAGAGAUCGUAGGAAAAGUAGUCAACUCCUUUUGGAAGGGGGUAAACGAGAGAUUGAAGAUCGUAUUGUUCCGCGGAGUGCUGAUGCUGAUGAUGCAGAUGUGGAUAUCAAAAGUGGUGAUGAGAGUGAUGACGAUGACGAUGACGACGAUGAAGAUGAUACAGAAGCUCUUUUGGCAGAGCUUGAACAGAUAAAGAAAGAAAAAGCAGAGGAGAAGCUUCGAAAAGAAAGGCAAGAGCAAGAAGAAGAGCUUAAAGCAAAGGAAGCAGAAUUAUUGAGAGGAAAUCCUCUGCUAAACCACCAAGCCCAACCGACAUCUUUCAGUGUGAAGAGAAGGUGGGAUGAUGAUGUGGUGUUUAAGAACCAAGCUCGUGGUGAAAUCAAGGCAGCCAAGCGCUUUAUCAAUGACACUAUCCGGAAUGACUUUCAUAGGAAGUUUCUUCAGAAAUACAUGAAGUAACAACAUGAUGUGGUGAAAAUGCUCCAAGAUUUGACAAAUAUUAUGUGCUCAUUCCUGCUUAGAAUGCAGUGUACCAUCAAUAUAAUCAAAGCCAGCUGGACUAUUUCGUUAUGUUAUACUGGGUGGUUCUGCACUGUGUAUUAUCAAGCGAUGCUUAAGUUGUAUGUCAAGAUAAGUACUGUGAUAUUGCUAUUUUGGUUAAUAUGCAUUUAUUGUGAUUAAACCGAAUGGCACCAUCUCCUUUCAUUCUUA